Paramuricea clavata is the source of this 549-nucleotide messenger RNA. Lineage: Eukaryota; Metazoa; Cnidaria; Anthozoa; Malacalcyonacea; Plexauridae. The record is from the annotation of a GenBank genome assembly.
AUGAACGAAGAUAUCGACAAAAUAACCAAAUCUUGUCGUACCUGCCAAGAAUUCCAACCAACGCAAACCCGACAACCACUCAUCCCAACAGAGAUACCACCUCGCCCUUGGCAUACAAUUGCCACUGAUCUGUUCUAUCUUGAUAACACAGAAUAUUUGCUUGUUUCCGACUAUUACUCCAAGUACCCAUUUGUGAGGAAAAUCCCAAAAGGGCAGAGCAACAGCAAGACCAUUAUAGCGAUCCUAAAGCAGAUAUUCAGCGAACAAGGAAUCCCAGAAGUCGUUCGUUCUGAUAACGGUCCACAUUAUUCCAGCAAGGACUAUCGCGAAUUUGGUAAUGAAUACGGGUUCCAGAUAGUAACAAGUUCACCCCAUUAUCCCCGAAGUAACGGGUACAUUGAAAGUCAAGUGAAGACAGUGAAAGCAAUAUUAGCUAAAGCUAAGAAGACCGAAACUGACCCGAACAUUGCUCUCCUUUGCUUGCGCUUCCACACCGAUAGACAAUACGUUACCAUCACCAGCAGAACUACUCAUGAAAAGGAAACUUAA